Theobroma cacao (cacao) is the source of this 750-nucleotide messenger RNA. Its product is annotated as Ribosomal protein S10p/S20e family protein. Gene Ontology annotation, cellular component: ribosome; small ribosomal subunit. The record is from RefSeq and is a predicted model, not a curated record. Gene Ontology annotation, biological process: translation. Lineage: Eukaryota; Viridiplantae; Streptophyta; Magnoliopsida; Malvales; Malvaceae. Gene Ontology annotation, molecular function: structural constituent of ribosome; RNA binding.
CGCCUCACAUAUAUAUCUUCCUCAAAGCUUUCUUUCUCAGUUCUUCAUCGUUUGAGAAAAGAGGCAGCAGAGGCCGCAGUUUCACACUUCCCUCUGUUAAGAAGCCAAAAAGUUAAGAACGAUGGCGUAUGCUGCAAUGAAGCCGACCAAGCCUGGCUUGGAGGAGCCCCAGGAGCAGAUUCACAAGAUCAGGAUCACUCUCUCCUCCAAGAAUGUAAAAAACCUCGAGAAAGUUUGUGCUGAUUUGGUUCGUGGUGCCAAGGAUAAGAGACUGAGGGUUAAGGGACCAGUGAGAAUGCCCACCAAGGUUCUUCACAUCACCACAAGGAAAUCUCCCUGUGGUGAAGGGACAAACACAUGGGAUCGAUUUGAGCUCCGUGUUCACAAGCGAGUUAUCGACCUUUUCAGCUCUCCUGAUGUGGUCAAGCAGAUCACUUCUAUUACCAUUGAACCUGGUGUUGAGGUGGAGGUCACCAUCGCAGAUUCUUAAAUGUGCCUCACUUUUGCGUUUUGGUCUUGUUUAGUUUUUAGUUGAUUAGAAGUCUUACAUCCGAUGUGGCCCGCUUUGAUGAGAACGUUCCUAAAGCUUGAAUGAGUUGUAGGGUCUCUCGUUUGUGUUUUCCCAUACUACUGUCGAAGUGAAGAUUCUAUUUUGUUCUGUGGCUCCAGAUUUUGUUUCCUUUUUGUUGCCUAAAGAUUAUGUUGGGAUGUUUUUAUUUAAUGCAUUAUUUGACAUUAAAUAUCAUGAAA